AAAGGUUUCCAUUCGGUGGGGGUCGUUCUGCUGCAGCGAGUGUCGGUGAUACAUCUCCAGACCCUCCGAUCUUCUCAUGGUGGUGGCCGUCAAGGUUUUCAAGAAGAGCAGUCCUAAUGGUAAACUAACAGUCUACCUGGGGCGGCGCGAUUUCGUCGACCACCUGGAUCACACCGAUCCGGUGGACGGCGUCAUCGUUGUCGAAGAUGGAUACAUUAAGAACAGGAAGGUCUACGGAACGGUUGUCGUCACCUACCGCUAUGGACGCGAGGAGGACGAGGUCAUGGGCCUCAACUUCGCCAAGGAGAUGGUGCUCCUCAAGGACCAGAUAUACCCACAGGCCAACACUGGGGAGCUCACCGAACUGCAGGACCGCCUCCUGAAGAAGCUGGGGCCAAACGCCUUCCCGUUCAAGUUCCAGCUGCCAGGCCUAGCGCCAUGCUCAGUCACGCUGCUGCCGGGCGACCCAACAACGGGCAAGCCGCUGGGUGUGGGCUACGAGAUGAAGUGCUACGUGGCUGACACCGACGAAGAGAAGCCUCACAAGCGCUCCUCUGUGGCAAUGGUGGUGCGCAAGGUCCAGUACGCCCAGCAGGACCGUCAGGCCAAGCAGCCCAGCACGCUGGUCACAAAGGGCUUCACCCUCAGCUCCGGCAAGCUCAACCUGGAGGUGAACCUGGAUCGGGACGUCUUCUACCACCUCGACCAGGUGGAUGCCCACAUCAACAUCAACAACUCGUCCCGCAAGCAGGUGAAGAACAUCAAGGCGCAGAUCGUGCAGCACUGCGAGGUCACCAUGGUGAACAAGCACUUCACCCGCGUGGUGGCCGAGAUGGAGACACGCGAGGGCUGCCCCAUCACUCCCGGCGCCUCUCUCUCAAAGACGUUCCAUCUGACACCCAUGGCCAAGAACAGCAUGGACCGCGGCGUCGCCCUCGACGGGCAGCUGAAGGACGCCGACGUCAACCUGGCCUCUUCCACCCUGGUGGCCAGCGACAAGGGCAGCAGCGACGCGCUGGGCGUGGUCAUCUCGUACUCGAUGCGCGUGCGGCUCAACUGCGGCGCUCUGGGAGGCGAGCUCAUCGCCGACCUACCGUUCAAGCUGCUGCACCCGGCGCCGGGCUCAGAGCAGCAGCAACAGCAGCGCGCCAACCAGAAGUCGCAGGCUAUGGACAGCCAGCCCAAGGCGGCCAAGGGCGACGAUAUCGUGUUCGAAGAGUUCUCCAAGCUGCGCCGCGGCAAGAGCGUCGACGACCUGUAGGCCGUACCGCGACGCGCGCCGGAGGCACUCGGUGACCGCGCCCAUCGCAACCCCUGCACCCGAAUCCGGUCAAGGCAACCCACUGCCGCGACAA
Molecule: messenger RNA, 1355 nt
Organism: Pollicipes pollicipes
Lineage: Eukaryota; Metazoa; Arthropoda; Thecostraca; Pollicipedomorpha; Pollicipedidae
Gene: Arr2
Product: arrestin 2
Exons: 8
Coding region: 77-1261 (394 amino acids)
Biological process (GO): signal transduction; G protein-coupled receptor internalization
Cellular component (GO): cytoplasm
Molecular function (GO): G protein-coupled receptor binding
Source: RefSeq, a predicted model, not a curated record